This is a messenger RNA of Enterobius vermicularis (human pinworm), 597 nucleotides long. Lineage: Eukaryota; Metazoa; Nematoda; Chromadorea; Rhabditida; Oxyuridae. The record is from the annotation of a GenBank genome assembly.
AUGUUCGCUAACGCCAGUCGGGUUUUCCGGAAUCAGCGUACAGUUCAGUCGAUCUCUCAGUUUCAUGACCGAUCUUCUGUCCCAAGAGUAACAAAUGAUCAUGAAGAAAAAAUGUGCAAGGUUUUUGAUGCCGGUUACGUAUACAGGUAUCAUAGGCCUGGUGUAGACCCUCUUCCGCGAAUACCGGAUUGUAAAACACCUGUUGCUCGACCUCGAAAGAAACCUUGUAACACAUGGAAACCAGAACAAGCUAGGUUUGGCGAGAACGACUAUAUUGAUCUUCUAGGAGACGGGAGCUUACACCCCGCACAGUUACUGUACCAUGUUCCGCCAUGGCUUCGGGGUUUUCCUGGACAGCAUAGAGCUAAUGAGCUCGUUAAACUGAUACACUACCGGAAUCUUUAUAAGGAAAAAUUACAAGCAAAUGCUCCACGUCGUUGGUAUGACUUGCAAAAAAGAAUCAAAUACCUGCUACAGUACCAUAAUUACAAUAAACAGGACGAACUGAGAGAAGAAAGGAAUUUGGGAUUAUGGGAGGAAAAACCUGAUUACUUUUUCAAAGAUAAGUCUAGGAGAAGCUACCAGGACCUUGUAUGA